This is a messenger RNA of Plectropomus leopardus (leopard coralgrouper), 952 nucleotides long. RefSeq names its product elastase-1-like. The record is from RefSeq and is a predicted model, not a curated record. Lineage: Eukaryota; Metazoa; Chordata; Actinopteri; Perciformes; Serranidae. Gene Ontology annotation, molecular function: serine-type endopeptidase activity. Gene Ontology annotation, biological process: proteolysis.
UGUAUCUAGAAAUGCAGAAAGGCUGCAGACAUGCUGGUGUUUCUGCUAUUCACCACCCUCACAGCCACAGUGCUGGCUGAGUUGGAGCUUCAGUCCGACUACAAGGAGAGCGGCCCUGCAGGGAGAGUUGUGGGAGGUGAUGCAGUGCCUUCUCACUCCUCCUGGCCUUGGCAGGUCUCUCUCCAGUACUACUCUGAUGGCUCCUAUCACCAUUUCUGUGGAGGAACGCUGAUCAGGAGAGCAUGGGUCAUGACUGCUGCUCACUGUAUGUACAGUUCCAGGUCUAUGCGUGUGGUCCUGGGCGAUCUCUACCUGCACAGCAACAGUCACACGGAGCAAUAUAGGAGCGUCAGCAAUGUUUAUAUUCAUCCUGACUGGAACAAUAACAGCAUCUCCUCUGGUAAUGACAUCGCCCUGCUUCGGCUGUCUUCUGAGGCCACGAUGACCUCAUACGUGGGGCUGCCCUAUAUACCUUCUUAUGGUGAGAUCCUGCCUCACAACCACCCCUGCUACAUCACUGGAUAUGGACGCACUUCCACUGGUGGAAGUAUGACGACCACAAUGAGGCAGGCUUACCUUCCUGUUGUUGAUCACGAAACCUGCACCAGUGCCGGCUGGUGGGGCAGCACCAUCAAAACCACCAUGAUCUGUGCUGGUGGAGGAGCUCAGUCAGCAUGCAACGGUGACUUUGGUGGCCCUCUUAGCUGCAAAGUUAACAACAAGUGGUAUGUCCAUGGGGUAGCCAGCUUUGUGUCUGGUAUGGGAUGCAACGCGCCCCAGAAACCCACUGUCUUUACCCGGGUCUCCGCCUUCAUCAUAUGGAUGAACUCGGUCAUGGACAGUCCUAGAAAUUGAUCUCUUUUUUUAUGCAGCAGAGACUACUCCACCUAAUUGAAGUUGUUCUCCACCUGCAACCAGAUUACCAGGUCAAAAUAAACGUAUGCAAAACCAA